GUGCUGAUCCUGUCUCCUUUUGCUGGGGCUGGGGAAACAAUGCACGAGGCCCUGCUCGUUAAUCCCUAUGAAUUGGAUGAUGUGGCUGAUACCCUCCAUCGAGCUCUCACCAUGCCCAUUGAUGAGCGGGAGAUGCGUAUGUAUCACCUGAAGAAGAGAGAGCAGACCAUGAAUGUGGAUUUCUGGCUCACAUCCUUCCUCAAGGAGCAGGAGUAG
Darwinula stevensoni is the source of this 216-nucleotide messenger RNA. The record is from the annotation of a GenBank genome assembly. Lineage: Eukaryota; Metazoa; Arthropoda; Ostracoda; Podocopida; Darwinulidae.